Molecule: messenger RNA, 516 nt
Organism: Exophiala mesophila
Lineage: Eukaryota; Fungi; Ascomycota; Eurotiomycetes; Chaetothyriales; Herpotrichiellaceae
Exons: 2
Coding region: 1-516 (171 amino acids)
Cellular component (GO): membrane
Source: RefSeq, a predicted model, not a curated record
AUGAUUGACAUCAACCCUGUCCUGGUCGUCCGCGUGUUUCAAGGAAUCCUGGCCUUCAUCGCAAUGGCCACCGGAGCCACCAUCGCCAACGAAUUCAACAUCAUCCGACCAGACGUCGACGUGCCACCGGCCAUCAUCUUCUUCAUCUUCACCUCAGUCUUCACACUGCUGCUGUCAGUUCCAUAUACGAUUAUAGCGCCGCGAUAUUUCCCCAUCGCCGCCCACCCAUAUGCCAUGCUAUCAGCCGAAGCCAUCACUUCAAUUCUCUGGCUCAGCGGCUUUGCUGUGGUUGCUGAUUUGUUGCGAAAAGGUGAUAUCGUCCCUGGUGGUCGGCCGGCUGCAAGAGGUAGUGUCGUGGUUGGAGUUUUUGAAUUCAUUCUAUAUACCGGCACCGCCUUUUUUGCCUUUUCACACAUCUUCCUGGAAGGUCGUUACGCCGGAAAUCGAAGAAAGAAUAAUAACUGUAUCUCCAAACCGCAGAUGCAUCGGUCCUGGACUGGGGCUGAAGUCGUGUGA